AUGCUGGCAACCCUGGUGAGCGAGCCUUCCGUAAGCUCUCUGACGCCAGCCAUUGAUCGCAGCAACCUGCGCGUGAUUGAGCACCUGGCCAACUGGCUCGACGCUCUGGGUUUUGACACCGAACUGAUGCCCCUGCCUGAUGCCCCGCACAAAGCCAACCUUGUUGCGACCUUAGGCUCCGGAGAGGGCGGCCUGGUGCUCGCGGGGCACACUGAUACCGUGCCCUUCGACGAAACAAAAUGGCAAACCGAUCCGUUCACCAUGACCGAGAAAGACAACAGGCUGUACGGCCUUGGCGCCUGCGAUAUGAAAGGCUUUUUCCCAGUGGCAUUAGAAGCGGCCACCACCUUCAUUGAUAAAAAACUCACCGCACCGCUGACCAUUGUCGCCACCUCCGACGAAGAGUCUUCCAUGGCGGGUGCACGUUAUCUGGUCGAGGGCGGCAAACCCAAAGCCAGUUACGGCAUUAUUGGUGAGCCGACCGGGCUGAUGCCCGUGUACGCCCACAAAGGCAUCGCGUUUAUCUCAAUUAAGUUACAGGGUGCAUCCGGGCAUUCCUCUAAUCCGGACCUGGGCUGCAACGCGCUGGACUCCAUGCACAAGGUCAUGAGCGACCUGAUUGCGUUUCGCCAGGAACUGGCCAAUGACCACAUCAACCCCGCAUUUGAGGUGCAGGUACCGACAAUGAAUCUGGGCUGCAUGCACGCGGGGGACAGCCCCAAUCGCAUCUGCAGCCAUGCUGAAUUGCAGAUAGAUAUGCGCUUACUGCCCGGCAUGGAUACAAACGACACCAUUAAACGCCUGCAGGAACGUCUGCAGAAAGCCAUCGCCCAAUGUGGCACCGCGCUUACCGUCACGACCCAAUACCCGCCGGUACCGCCUUUUGAGUCCGAUCUGCAGGGUGACCUGGUGCAGACUUUAGCGACACACUCCGGCGUAGCACCUGGCACUGUCGCAUUUGGCACCGAAGGGCAUUUCCUGCAGAGUCUGGGUAUGGAAACUGUUGUGUGGGGACCUGGCAGCAUUGAUCAGGCACACCAGCCCAAUGAAUAUCUUGCACGUGAUCAGAUUGGUGCCGCACAAGCUUUUGAACAUGUAAAUCUUUCCAACAUGGUUCACGACCUUGCCCUGUUACAUGUGCUCGGCGUACGUCUGAUUCUUGUGCAUGGUGGCCGCCCGCAGAUCGAGCUGGCGUUGCCCGAAUCUUUUUACCAUGGGCAUAGACGUGUCACCGACGAACUCGCGAUGUCGACCAUCACUGCAGUCAACGGACAGUUGCGCACCCGCCUGGAAGCGCUGUUUUCGACAGGCCUGCCCAACUCACCGCUGCACAAAGUCGACAUCCCCGUGAUUGCAGGUAAUUUCAUCACGGCACAACCCAUGGGCAUUCUGGAUGGCGUAGACCAUCUGUUCACGGGCAGCGUGAGACGCGUUGAGACCCGACGCAUCAGGAACAGCCUGGAUGGCGGCGCACUGAUCAUUCAAUCACCGGUGGGCUACUCUCCAUCAGGUCAGGUUUUUAAUCUGCCUGCGGAAGAGGUGGCCACAGAAAUUGCGAUCGCGUUACAGGCAGACAAGUUGAUUUUCUUUGAUGAAGUGGCACACCUGCGAGACGAGCAGGGAAAACGCAUCAGCACGGUGACGCCAGGCAGCCUGGACCAGGCCCUGGCCACUACGGAUGAUGCAAACGCAACACGACUGCGCUACCUGCAGCAAGCCGUUCGGCGCGGCGUGACUAAAUCGCACCUGGUACCUUUCACAGACGACGGCGCCCUUCUGGCGGAGCUGUUUACCGCUGAAGGCAUUGGCACACAGGUCGUUGAACAACAGCACAAAGGGGUGCGAGCAGCUACACGCGAAGAUGUUGCCGGCAUUGUUGAAGUCAUUCGGCCCCUGGAAGAAUCUGGUGCUCUGGUGCGUCGUGAACGCGAUCGACUGGAACAGGAAAUAGAUAAUUUUCUGGUUGCGGAACUGGACGGCAUCGUGGUCGGCUGUUGCGCGGUAUAUCCCUACGGCGCGCAGGCAGAACUCGCGUGUGUUGGCGUGCAUGAAAACUACCAGGCCGGCAAUGGCAUAGGAAUACCCAUGGCGGACGAAAGACCGUAUUCAUCCAUUGUUGUUGAUGGCGUAGAACAAGCACCCAGCCGUGCGAUGCUGUAUCCGGUUGGCUUCACUGAAGAAGAUUUCAAGAAACCACAAAUCGGCAUCGCCUCGACCUGGUCAAUGGUCACCCCUUGUAACAUGCAUAUCAACGCACUCGCUGAUGAAGCCGUGAAAGGUGCUGAUGCUGCGGGUGCUAAAGCCGUGCUGUUCAACACAAUCACGGUAUCCGACGGUAUUUCCAUGGGCACACCAGGCAUGCGCUAUUCGUUAGCCUCCAGGGAAGUGAUCGCCGACAGCAUCGAAACCGUUGUUGGCGCACAGGGAUUUGAUGGGUUUGUUGCCAUAGGUGGCUGCGACAAAAAUAUGCCUGCCUGCGGCAUCGCGAUUGCUCGCAUGAAUCGACCCGCCGUUUUCGUUUACGGCGGCACCAUCAUGCCGGGCGCUGAACGGCGCGACGUGGUUUCGGUUUUCGAGGCGGUAGGACAGCACGCCGCUGGCAAUCUGUCUGACAUCAAGCUCAAAGAAAUUGAAUCAACUGCCAUUCCGGGGCCUGGUUCCUGUGGCGGCAUGUACACCGCUAAUACCAUGGCAUCGGCCAUGGAAGCGCUGGGUUUAUCGUUACCGAACAGCUCUGCACAAAACGCGAUCAGCGACGCAAAAAAACAAGACAGCUACAAUGCCGGAGCUGCGGUACGCAACCUGAUCAAGCUUGGCCUUAAACCCAGUGACAUGUUGAGCCGUGAAGCAUUCGAAAACGCCAUCACUGUCACCAUCGCUCUGGAAGGCUCCACCAACGCCGUAUUGCACCUGUUAGCUAUCGCACAUGCCGCCGGCAUUCCACUGGAACUGGAUGACUUCACCCGCGUGGGGGCACGGGUGCCUGUGCUCGCCGAUAUGAGGCCAGCGGGCGUUUACUCCAUGAGUGAACUCAUCGCUAUUGGUGGCAUACAGCCAUUAAUGAAAACGCUACUUAAUGAAGGUUUACUGCACGGCGACUGCAUGACUGUGACCGGUAAAACACUGGCAGAAAACCUUGCUGGGGUAGCUGACUAUCCGUCUGACCAGAAGAUCAUUCGGCCAAUGAACAACCCGAUCAAGAAAGACAGCCAUCUUGUUAUUCUGCGUGGCAACCUUGCACCGGAAGGCGCUGUUGCCAAAAUCACCGGCCACGAAGGCUUGAACUUUACAGGUAAAGCCCGGUGUUUCCAUGGUGAAGAGGCGGGCAUGGCAGCCAUUAUGGAUGGCACGGUGCAGGCGGGUGACGUUGUGAUUAUUCGUUACGAAGGCCCCAAAGGCGGACCAGGCAUGCGGGAAAUGUUGAGCCCCACCAGCGCCAUCAAUGGACGCGGCUUAUCUGACGAUGUUGCUUUACUGACUGAUGGUCGUUUUUCGGGCGGCUCCCGUGGCUUUGUUAUUGGCCACGUGACGCCAGAGGCGUUCGAAGGUGGUCCUAUCGCUCUGGUAGAAGACGGCGAUCAGAUCACUGUGGAUGCCGAAGCUAAAACCGUGAUCCUGCAUGUAGACGACGCCACUUUAGAAAAGCGAAAGAGCCAAUGGCAGCGACCUGCGCCUUAUACCACUCGUGGCACGUUGGCGAAGUACGCCAAGCUGGUGACCAGUGCGAGUGAAGGUGCGGUGACGGAUAAGUAUCUGGACUGA
Messenger RNA from Symbiodinium necroappetens, 3762 nucleotides. Lineage: Eukaryota; Dinophyceae; Suessiales; Symbiodiniaceae. The record is from the annotation of a GenBank genome assembly.